This is a messenger RNA of Drosophila hydei, 341 nucleotides long. RefSeq names its product metallothionein-4. NCBI's taxonomy places the organism in Eukaryota, Metazoa, Arthropoda, Insecta, Diptera, Drosophilidae. Gene Ontology annotation, molecular function: metal ion binding. The transcript has 2 exons. Bases 86 to 220 code for a protein of 44 amino acids. The record is from RefSeq and is a predicted model, not a curated record.
ACAGAGUCAACAAAGUCAGCGAGAAAACAUCGUGUCGAACACACUUCUAAACAAAAACACAAAUAAACAAAUAAACAAACAAAGAAUGGGUUGCAAGGCUUGUGGAACCAACUGCCAGUGCUCGGCCACCAAGUGCGGCGACAACUGCGCCUGCAGCCAGCAAUGCAAGUGCGCCUGCAAGAACGAACCCAAGGACAAGUGCUGCUCCGACAAAAAGUGAUUACAUAUGAAUAUAUCAAUACUAUAUCAUAAAUGUAUAUAGAUAUAUUCAAAUGACUGACUCACUGAUGCACACCAACUUAGUACCAACAAUAAAAAACACAAUUUUUAUUUGAAUUUCU